Corticium candelabrum is the source of this 1058-nucleotide messenger RNA. RefSeq lists its product as uncharacterized. The record is from RefSeq and is a predicted model, not a curated record. NCBI's taxonomy places the organism in Eukaryota, Metazoa, Porifera, Homoscleromorpha, Homosclerophorida, Plakinidae. The coding region runs from base 22 to 954 and encodes 310 amino acids. The transcript has 9 exons.
AUCACAUACGGGAUAUCAGUCAUGAACUGGUGCCUGAGUUUGUUACUGGUACUGGCGUUUCUAUUAUCUUGGCUAACGCGAGAUAAAAUUUCUAAAGAGAGAAGUCAAAGAUGUGCAGAGGUGAUGAAAAAUGCAAGCACGACAGCUGUCUCUAGUUCCGGAGAGACUCCGCCACACAGCCCUCCCACUAAUAUUCUACAAUCCUUAACAAUCAACAAUUUUGUGCCUCUGGAGUUUUACUACGUUGAUGACACAAACAAAGGCAAAGGUACACAUUACAAGUACAGUCGAGAUGAUAUCGAACAUUUCAUUCAUCAGGCUGAUAACCGGAAGUCCAUUAUUUACAACACUUUACAGCAGGUGGAUGGCGACGUGAACCAAGCAUGGAAACAUUACACGAAGUCAGUCGAUUGGCUCAUGAUGGCAUUGCACACGUAUCCAAUCCGUGGCUCAGAAGUUGUUGUGUUCGGAUCUACUGAACCGUGGAUCGAAGCUAUUGCAUUGGCAUUUGGUGCAAGUCACGUGACCACAGUAGAGUACAACAGACUGACGUACGAUCAUCCACACAUAACAACAACAACUCCAAAUACGUUUUAUCAAAAUCAUUACGAAAACCUCCACUACGAUGCUGCUUUUUCUAUCUCAAGUUUUGAUCACGAUGGUCUUGGUCGUUAUGGCGAUCCUAUUGAUCCAAAUGCAGAUAUGACAGCAAUGCAGUUAGUACGUUGUGUACUCAAGCCAAAUGGUCUUCUGUUUCUUACUGUUCCUAUAGGUCCUGAUGUAAUUGUCUGGAAUCUGCAUCGUCGCUAUGGCACAGUGAGACUGCCCAAACUACUAGAGAAAUGGACACAAGAGGAUGUAGUUGGUUGGGACAUCGAACGACUGACGAGAAAUGUAUCUUGGAGGAUAUCCUAUGAACCGGUGUUCGUAUUGAGAAACAGUAUUGACGUAUGAUUGAUGGAAUGUUGCCAAUUUAUAUUUCAGUAAUAAUAUUAUUAAUACAUUAAUAUCAAUAAGUAUUAUUAUAAUUUAAGAAAAUUAAAUUAAUUAUUAAUUUA